This is a messenger RNA of Triticum aestivum (bread wheat), 1540 nucleotides long. RefSeq lists its product as uncharacterized. Gene Ontology annotation, molecular function: protein binding. Lineage: Eukaryota; Viridiplantae; Streptophyta; Magnoliopsida; Poales; Poaceae. The transcript is spliced from 2 exons. Bases 71 to 1279 code for a protein of 402 amino acids. The record is from RefSeq and is a predicted model, not a curated record.
CUCCGAUACUCUCCGGAUUUCGUCCACCUUGGUCGAUCCCCUUUCUACACCCACGGAAAGCAACACAGAAAUGGAGGGCGAGAGGCAGCCGCCGCCGGCGGCGGCGGCCGCCGUGUCCAAGGUGCUGGACGACGACGACCUCCUCGCAGAGAUCCUCCUCCGCGUCGGCCUCCCCACGACCCUCGUCCGCGCCUCCCUCGUCUGCAAGCGCUGGCUGGCGCACGCCUCCGGCCGCGCCUUCCUCCGCCGUUUCCGCAAGCUCCACCCGCCCCGCCUCCUCGGCUUCUACGUCGAGGGCGACAGGGACGUCCCGGCCGACCCGCCGGCCUUCGUCCCGGUGCUGCCCCAGCCCGCAGAGCUCGCCGCCGUCGUCCGCCGCGCGAGCUUCAGCCUGGACGUCUACAGGGUCCUGCUGGCCCAGAUCCACGACUGCCGGAACGGCAGCGUCUUCGUCCAGGUCGGGACCGAGGGCAGAGCGGUCAUGAGGGUGCACACCCCGCUCUGCCCCCAGAGACGCGUCGCCUUCAUCCCGCCGCUCCCGCGCCCUGCACUCCGGCCCCGUGGUCUCUGCAGCUUCACGCAGAUCCUCUCCACGGAGGAAAGGGGCGGCCUUUCCUACCACUACCUGUACGUGGAGUCUACCGUGGACAAACCAGAAACCAGGCUGCACAUAUACGUGUUGCAAGAUGGUCUCUGGCUCCCGCGUGCUCCCUUGGACAUGCACCAACUCCCUCGUCCAUUACUCCAGCCAAAACCCGUGCUCGUCGACACAAGAAUUUACAUGCCGGCGGGCCUGAGCGACAUCAUUGUCCUGGAUUUGACGGCCUCGAGUUUCUCCACGAUUCAACUCCCACGGGGCACCAAGCACGACGAGUGCGGCGGCACCACCAUGCUGGCACGGUCUUAUGAUGCUUCCGGUGUGUAUUUCGUCCUUGUCGAGGAGUUUCAGCUUCUCAUCUGGCUCCACAAGGGGGGCAACUGGUCGCUGGUGGACACCAUUUGUUUGCGUGAGAUGUGUCCUGAUUUCAGGACGUUAGGCUGCACGGUUGAGGAUGAGGACAGUGAUCUUAUCAUAAGACGGGCGGGGAACGAUGCUGAGUUUGUGCUCUUGCAGAUGGGCCGGUGUGCGCUCCACCUGGAUACCAGGUGUAGGACACUGCGUAAGGUGUAUGAGCAGACGGAAGAGCAUCAAUGUUUUGGUGAUAUCCAUCCCUUUAUGAUGAUCUGGCAUCCCACAUUCCCUGCACUCCGGCGUGAUCAUGCAAGAGAUGCAAUGUGAAGAAGAAAGAUACCAGGAAGCUCAUGGGUGCUAUCUAUGUCGUGAGUGAUCAGGGCAGCAUCAAGGAAGAGCAGUAGUGGGCUGCAUCUUGUCUAGUAUGAUAGACUGAUAGCGUUCUAACUGUCUUUAUUAUAACCUUUACUUGAUCAACUAAUUACUUAAUUAGGAAUCAGGAUGCUAUUGCUAUGUAACUGGAGCACGUACUCCUAUGUGACUCGGAUCUUUGUUAUUGUUGGUAUAAUACUUCAUGUAUUCUGAGUA